Molecule: messenger RNA, 7914 nt
Organism: Bactrocera latifrons
Lineage: Eukaryota; Metazoa; Arthropoda; Insecta; Diptera; Tephritidae
Gene: Not1
Product: CCR4-NOT transcription complex subunit 1
Exons: 11
Coding region: 332-7756 (2474 amino acids)
Biological process (GO): nuclear-transcribed mRNA catabolic process, deadenylation-dependent decay
Cellular component (GO): P-body; CCR4-NOT core complex
Molecular function (GO): molecular adaptor activity
Source: RefSeq, a predicted model, not a curated record
AAUAAUAAAAAUAUUAAUACGAAAAAGUGAAAAGAGAAAAGAAAUUGUCAACGUCAUUCGUCCAAUAUCGCUUUCGAUUUUAUAUUCUCUUUGGACAAAAAGUGAACGAAUUUUUGCUAAUUCGUUACAAUUGUCAUACGAUUCAAUUGUACGAAAUAAUUUUUUCGUUUUUUAAUUUCGUUUUGUACAUUGGCCGCUCGCAUCUGCGUGUGUGUGAUCAUAUUCUUUGGAAGGCUUCAUUCAGUGCAAUCACUGUUCUUGAAGCUCACUCCGGAGAACAGAUCUCACAUCGUGUGCUGUUGCCGUACAAUCCUUGAAUGGGACACCAACUAUGAACCAACUGAAAUUCACACUAGCGGAGAUUGGUAUUUUGGUCAAACAACUGAACAAGAAAAAUUUUGCUGAAACCAGCGAGAACAUAAAUCAGUAUAUAAGAGAGAUCGGUUUGGAAGCGGACCGCCAUUGUUUGCGCUGCCUAUUCUCGGUGAUCAAUUUUACUGACACGAUAUCAACAAGUCCGAAUUCGAAUUAUAACUUUAUUGUAGAAGCACAAUCUAGAUUACUAGGCGCUCAAUUGGAAAAUCAACUGACUAGAGCGUCCUUCAUAUCGAAUAUUUGUUUUGCUGUCGACCAUUGCUUUUCUCAACAAAAGACUCUUAAACCGACACUACAACUUAUAGCGCAAAUAACUAAGUUAACAGGAAUUAGUAAACUUUGUGAAGUUGUAUUGUCAAUAGCAUUAACUCAUUCGUCACAAGCAGAUUUACGUCAAUACUCUUUGGAACAUCUCAAAGUGUCAUUCAGUGAGCUGAUUGAAUCAUUCAUAGAAAAUAAAGAAAACAGCACUGCUGAGAAGUGUAAUUUACAAGACGUAUCUGUAGAAAUAUUACAACUGCUUCUUGUUUGUAUAAACGAAGUUGUAAGCAAAGAACUUAAAAGUAAAUUUUUGGAUUUACUACGCAAACAAUUUCCCCUUGAACGAGUUCCCCUCAUACUAUCGCCACAUUUAUAUCGUAAAAGACUUAAUUGUAGUGAUUCUCCAGCGUUAUUGCCAUCAGAAGACACUGAAUUGAUUUACAACAAACAAUACGCUGAUGGCGGUACCGUUAGUCAACAUUUGACGGAAAUUAGUAUUGAAGAUAUUUAUGACAACUUAUGCGAGAAAAUAUUUACUACACAGUUGAAUAAUAAUAUUAUGGACACAUCCUGGAUUAAUUUAAUCCUAGAGAUUGGUUACGAAUUCACCUCAAGCGUUGAAGAAUGUAAGAAUCAUCUACGUUGUGGUUCGCGCGAACUUCAAUCACAGGAUGUGGCCAAGAUCAUUGGUCUCAUGUGCCGCAGGCACUCUUCAUUACUCGAUUGCAAUGUGAACUUAGGAACUCCGGCCAAUUUUUGGCCAGGUCAGCCGGGAACUGGCCCGAACGCACAACAACAAAAUGUGGCCAAUAACAAUGACGGCAGUAACGUUACGGGCAGUGGCGUUGAUAAAACAACCAACUUAAAUGACAAAAAAGACAAAGUCGGUGGCAACCCAGUGGGUAMCAUCAGCACAGAAACCACGCAAGCAUGGAAACCGGACGUGUUUGUGCAGGCACUGAAGGAGGUACUACCACAGCUGAAUUGGAAAGAGGUUUGCUUAGAACUUGAUCAUCCGGAGUUCAUUCUGAAGGAUAGAAUCGGACUUGAUUUGUUGCUGACCAUUUUCCGUUUGGGUACACAAUCUGCACUAUUCCCACAUCCAGAAUGUAUAUAUCGUCAUUGGCAAAACGUAAACGGACAGUUGUCGCUGAUAGCGGUUAUGUUAAAAAAUCCCGAUCUGUUUACAUUCUCCGAUUACAUCUUCACCGCCGCACCAGUAGAGAUGCUAAAAACGCCGCCAGACACCGAUAACAAAGAAGUGUGCGCUUGGAAAUCUCUACAUUUAGUGGAAGUUUUGCUGUAUAUUGCCGAUCAAGGAUUCUAUCAUCAAGUUAUUGAAUUGUUUAAAUUCCCAGCACAACAUUGCCCCGAUAUAUUGUUUUUGUCACUUUUACACAUAAAUCCACCAAUUACUGCAUUGCGUCAAGAACUUUUUAGUCAACUCAUACCGACUUUUCUAGCAAAUCAUCCAAAUUCAGGCGUAAUACUUAUGGCUGCUUGGAAUUCACAAAACUUUAAUUUAAUUUUACGUCCCAUUAUUAUGCAGUCCAUGUCGGAUUGGUAUCAGCGCGGCACCGAAUAUGAUCAGGUUAAACUUUCGCGCAUACUUGAUGUAGCACAGGAUUUAAAAGCAUUAUCGACUCUGCUUAAUGAACGUUCAUUUCUAUUUGUGAUCGAUUUGGCAUGCCUAGCAUCGCGACGCGAAUACCUUAAACUGGAAAAAUGGCUAAGUGAUAAGAUACGUGAACAUGGUGAGCCCUUCAUUCAAGCUAUUUUGAAAUGCCUACAACGUCGUUGCCCACAAAUAACAAACGCUAAAAUACCGGAAAGCCAAUUGCCAUCCAAACAGGCACAGCUACCACCUGAAACAGUGACAACAAUGUUGCAAUGCCUACAAGGUUGUAUUGGCAACGUACCACCAGAAAUAGUUGAUCUGAUUAUGCAAAUGACAGCGAACUGUACGAUCAUGGCGAAUAAGGCAAGAGCCGCCGUGCCACCAUUAGUGCCACAAUUACAAGGUGUUAUGCGUGGCCAUCGUGGUAUGGAUAUGGCCGGCGUGCCGGGCGUACCGCCACCACCUUUCUCCGCCAAUUUGAAUGCACAACAAAUGUUUGGACCCACAAUGGAUACGCUAUCGAAUUUAACYACAAAUAUAGCCAGCUUAAAUCUCGGUGGACCUAAUGGCGCCUUCAAUUUUGGAAAUGUCUUAGGUAAUUUGGCGUCUACACCAGCUUCUCCGUCGCGUCUUAUGAAUCCAGCUGCCAGUCCAUAUCCGCUGAAUGCUAUGCAAAUUCCACCACCGAAUAUUGGAAAUUUAGGUAGAAUGCCGCAAGCAGCGCAACAGCCGACACCAACGCCACCUAACCCCAUAAAUCCAGGUAUGGCUGAUCUGCAAGGACCCGUCUCCAAGGAAGUUGAAGAUGAGGCUAAUUCAUAUUUUCAACGUAUCUAUAAUCAUCCACCACAUCCCACAUUGUCUAUUGAUGAAGUACUUGAUAUAUUGCAAAGAUUCAAGGAUUCGAAUAUACGUCGUGAACAAGAAGUUUAUCAAUGCAUGUUACGUAAUCUAUUCGAAGAAUAUCGCUUUUUCCCACACUAUCCAGAGAAGGAGUUACAAAUCACAGCACAAUUAUUUGGCGGCAUAAUAGAGCGUAAUUUAGUGCCCUCAUGUGUGGCAUUAGGUUUGGCCUUGCGCUGUGUUUUGGAUGCAUUGCGCAAACAGGACUCGAAAAUGUAUAAUUUCGGCAUAACGGCAUUGGAUCGUUUCAAAAAUCGACUACAUUCAUACAAUAAAUACUGUGAAUACAUUCGUUCCAUUGCACAUUUUAAUGACUUUCCACCGCAUUUGAUUCAAUAUGUCGAAUGUGGCUAUUUGCAACAGGAACCACCACCUGCCAAGAUACAAAUGCUUAUGGCUGGUAGUGGACAGCAGCCACAGCCCGAUUCAAUUUAUCGCAGCAAUUCCGUGACAGGAAAUAUAGUAACAACACCAACACAACAAAAGCCUAUGGUUGUUGCUCAGUCCAUACAUGCAUCACGUAUGAAAUCAAUUGCUACCGCUACAAAUAUCGAUACAUUAUUGGUUGCCAAUCAGGAGGAGAAGAUCACUAUACCGCCCGAACCAGUACAGGAUAAAACCGCAUUCAUAUUUAACAAUUUAAGUCAACUGAAUAUACCGCAGAAAUGCGAAGAGAUUAAGGAAAUCAUGACGAAGGAAUAUUGGCAGUGGUUAGCACAGUAUCUGGUGCUGAAGCGCGCUUCAUUGGAAUUCAACUUUCAUUCGUUAUAUUUCAAUUUCUUGGAGGCACUGAAGAAUCCCGAAAUCAAUAAAUAUGUAACCAAGGAGACACUCCGRAAUAUAAAAGUUUUACUACGUUCUGAUAAGGGUGUGGUGAAUUUCUCCGACCGCAGUUUGUUAAAGAAUCUGGGCCAUUGGUUGGGCAUGAUGACGCUGGGACGCAAUAAGCCUAUUUUACAAAUUGAAUUGGACUUGAAAACCCUAUUGGCCGAGGCAUAUCAUAAAGGACAACAAGAAUUGCUGUUUGUUGUGCCAUUUGUAGCUAAAAUAUUGGAAUCUUCAGGUAAAUCGAAGGUCUUCAAAACACCCAAUCCAUGGACAAUGGCUAUUAUGAAUGUGCUUGGAGAAUUGCAUCAGGAGCCUGAAUUGAAGCUUAAUUUGAAAUUUGAAAUUGAAGUGCUUUGCAAGACAUUAAAUCUGGAUUUGCAGAAAUUAAAGCCGAUCGUMUAUUUGAAGGACCCCUCACGUUCGAUGAAUAUUGAACAUCAAAUGGCCCAGCCUAAACCCAAAAAUAUUGAGGCACCGCCUCAACAGCAACAGCAGCAACAACAACAACAACAACAACCGUCACAAGGUCAAACUCCAGGUCCCGGUCAAAUGGGUCCCAACGAUUCAGACGCACAAGCCUUACUCAUGGGUGGCGGUGGUAGUGCUGGCGUUGGYGGCGCAAACAUACCAGGCGGUGUAGUGCCUUCACCCAGCAUUAGCAAUGAAUCAGCCGGRCAGGUUAUAAUGCAAGCGCCUGAACCGCGUUUCUCUUUCGUCGAUAUAAAUAUAGCCAAUUUCCAUCUGAUCGCUCAACAUGUGGUACUAUCGCCGAACAUAACAUUUUUGCAUGCCAAUCCCGGUCUCAAGCAUAUUGUACUCAAUGCAAUUGAACGCACAAUUACCGAAUGGUUGCAACCGGUCGUAGAUCGCAGUGUACGUAUUGCAGUGACCACAACAGAGCAAAUUGUGCGCAAAGAUUUCGGACUCGAUCCAGAUGAGAAUCGCAUGCGCACAGCUGCACAUCAAAUGGUGCGUUAUUUAUCAGCUGGCAUGGCGAUGAUUACCUGUAAAGACUCCUUGUCGCAAACAUUGACAAAUAACAUACGCAAAGCGUUCUUAUCUGCGCUGACAGGUGGACCAAGUUAUCAGGAUAUCGAAGCGGCGGCAAUACAGCUUAGCAAUGACAACGUCGAGCUGGCUUGCGCUUUUAUACAAAAGACAGCGGCUGAGAAAUCAACGCCCGAAGUAGAUCGACGCAUGUCCACCGACUUCGAUACACGUAAAAUGACUAGGGAUGAGGGCGGUCGCUUUUACGACACACAAACAUUGGCCUAUCAAACUGAGCGCAUGCCGGAGCAAGUACGCUUAAAAGUCGGCGGUAUACCACAUACACAAUUCGCUGUGUACGCCGAGUUCGCACGCAAUAUACCCGGUUUCCAACAGAUGACCGAACGCGAUAUCGCACUAUUCUUGCCCAAACCACAAGAGUUGCCCCCGGCUACCUUCGGUAAUGAYGAAAUGGGCCUCCUAUAUGCCGAAUUAGCUGCCAAAAUGGAUGCAUUCCUCAACAGCACCAUGAAUAUAUCCACACUGCAGUUGCAGGCCAGCAAAAUACAUGCGYUGCUCAAUGCGCUAAUGGUGACUAGGCGUAUACGUGAUAAUGAAUCGGCUCUAAAUCUAUUGACACGCGUCGUUGAGGGUCUCAUUGAAGGAUUGGUGAACAUACCCGAACACAUCGAGCAAAUGAAAUUGUACCGUGAUAUACAUUUACGUAUACUGAAUAUGUUGCAGAAUACAUUUGGUGCUGGUGUAACAGAACGAGCAAUCACCAAGUGCAUUUUCGAUGUACGCGAAGAAGUGCGCUACAAUGUUGAAGCUAUCAAAUGGCUUAUAACGUCACAUUUCAUAAAUGUGCCGCAAUUCGAUUUGUUGUUGCGCGAAGCUAUGGACAAUGGCAAUAAUUACAUGGCUGUCACAUUUGCCAUGACAUUAAUGGAACGGCUGCUUGAUGGACGCACCAGCGCCACUUUGGAAACAGAAAUGACCGGCACAUUCGAGAUGUUGGGUCGCUUGCCACAGAAUCGUCAUCGCUAUCCUGACGCCACGACUCAUCAGAUAGAUAUGAUGGAUGCGGGACCUUUCGGUGGAGCUGAUCACUAUCUGGCCGGUGCCAGACAAUACAUGACCUCGGGCAUGCAGCAUGUACGGUCCAACGAUUGCGAUGAUCCACCUGGUUUGCAAGAGAAGACCGAAUUCCUGCUCAAAGACUGGGUCUCCAUCUACAACCAAUCGAACAAUCUGUCGCGUGAAGCCAAGAUCUUCACAUCAUUCGUACAGAAGAUGAAUAUGUAUGGCAUUCUGAAGACCGAUGACUUGAUAACGCGCUUUUUCCGUCAGGCCACACAAAUCUGUAUUGAUUUAGUGUAUCGCAUACUGAACGACCCAAGCAAUUCACCAUUGCAAGCGCGCACCAAAAUCUUCCAUUGGAUAGACGCAUUUGUGCAUUUAAUUGCUCUGCUGGUACGCCACUCCGGCGAAGCGGGCAAUACCACAACAAAAAUGAAUCUGCUAAAUAAGGUGCUCGGCAUUGUUCUCGGCAUAUUGCGGCAGGAUCAAGAAUUGCAUGGCACCGCAUUCCAACAGCUUGGCUAUCAUCGCUUCUUUGUGAUGCUAUUCCUAGAGCUGAGCUCACCCGACGCAGUGCUAGAGAGUCUGAUGCACAGCAUUAUAACUGCCUUCUCGCACACGUAUCAUCUUCUGAAUCCAGAACAUGCACCCGGYUUCGGCUACGCCUGGUUGGAGUUGAUAUCACAUCGCAUUUUUAUCGGACGUAUACUAGCACAGAUACCGCAACAGAAGGGCUGGCCACUGUACUCACAGCUGCUGCUCGAUUUGUUCCGCUAUCUGGCGCCAUUCUUGCGGAAUGCCGAGCUAGCGAAGCCCGUACAAACAUUGUACAAGGGAACGCUGCGCGUUCUGCUCGUGUUAUUACACGAUUUCCCUGAAUUUUUAUGUGACUACCAUUUUGGCUUUUGUGAUGCAAUACCGCCGAAUUGCAUACAAAUGCGCAACAUAAUAUUGGCUGCUUUUCCACGCAACAUGCGUUUACCCGAUCCAUUUACGCCUAAUUUGAAAGUGGAUAUGUUGGCGGAGACUGCAACAGCACCGAAAAUUUGCUCAAAUUACGUAUUCAAUAUACAGCCAGCAAAUUUCAAGAAAGAUCUCGACUCCUACCUGAAGGCACGCGCUCCGGUAACUUUCCUCUCGGAGCUGCGUUCACACUUGCAGAUCUCAAAUGAGCCCGGCUCACGUUACAACAUUCCGCUCAUGAAUGCGCUCGUACUGUAUGUGGGUACGCAAGCUAUUUCGCACAUAAGAAGUAAAAAUUUCGUGCCCAAUACAUCGAACAUCGCACACAGCGCACACAUGGAUAUAUUCCAGAAUUUGGCUGUCGACUUGGAUACCGAAGGACGCUAUCUCUUCCUGAACGCCAUUGCCAAUCAAUUGCGUUAUCCGAAUAGCCACACGCACUACUUCAGCUGCGCAGUGCUACAUUUGUUCGCCGAGGCUAACUCUGAGGCCAUACAAGAGCAGAUCACACGUGUACUACUUGAACGUCUCAUUGUGAAUCGGCCACAUCCAUGGGGUUUGUUGAUUACCUUCAUCGAGCUGAUCAAGAAUCCCAUCUACAAGUUCUGGGAUCAUGACUUUGUGCACUGUGCACCAGAGAUUUCAAGAUUAUUCGAGUCGGUGGCACGUUCGUGUAUGGUCAAGUCCAAUCAUCAGCCACAAAUCAACAAUAUGGAUGGUGACAUUCAGGAAAUCAAUUAAUGUUGCACUACAACAACAAAAACAAGAAACAAAACGAGUAGAACAAUGUAGUUCUCACCCUAGUGAUGGUAGUAUGCACGCAGUGGAAAUAAACGGUGUAGUUGUAAGAAUGAUUUGUGUAUUUAGUUGUGGGGCUGUUGGUAGCGAUGGCGGCGUUG